Sciurus carolinensis (gray squirrel) is the source of this 6893-nucleotide messenger RNA. It is a transcript of the gene Prickle1, whose product is annotated as prickle planar cell polarity protein 1. NCBI's taxonomy places the organism in Eukaryota, Metazoa, Chordata, Mammalia, Rodentia, Sciuridae. Bases 308 to 2806 code for a protein of 832 amino acids. Gene Ontology annotation, molecular function: zinc ion binding. The transcript has 8 exons. The record is from RefSeq and is a predicted model, not a curated record.
GCGCACUCUGCUAGCAGCCCGCGCCCGCGCCGCCUCCCGCGGCCGCAGCCGCCCGACAGCGCGCCCAGAGCAUGCCAGCCUCUCGCUGCCUGCGCUGACUUCCCAGAGACAGCGGCUCGCACGGUGACUUUCUGGGCUCUGGAUGAUUCGCGUGCUGCGCACCCUCGCCCAGCCUUGAAGCUGCCACCGCAUCUCUGCAGACCCGCCGAGGCACCGAGGACUGUCCAAACGAGUUCGCUCUCCCAGGCGUGGGGAGCCAUUAUUGGAUGUCCUUUGACUGAGAGAUCAGGUUUUUAGCUUUAUUAUUAUGCCUUUGGAGAUGGAGCCCAAAAUGAGCAAACUGGCCUUUGGUUGUCAGAGAAGUUCCACUUCGGAUGAUGAUUCUGGCUGUGCACUGGAGGAAUAUGCCUGGGUGCCCCCAGGCCUCAGACCAGAGCAGAUCCAGCUCUAUUUUGCAUGCUUGCCAGAGGAAAAGGUUCCUUAUGUUAACAGCCCUGGAGAGAAACAUCGGAUUAAACAGCUUUUGUACCAGUUGCCACCACAUGAUAAUGAGGUGCGGUACUGCCAAUCUUUGAGUGAAGAGGAGAAAAAAGAAUUGCAGGUGUUCAGUGCGCAGCGGAAGAAAGAAGCACUUGGAAGAGGAACGAUUAAACUUUUGUCCAGAGCAGUGAUGCACGCCGUAUGUGAGCAGUGUGGGUUGAAGAUAAACGGAGGGGAAGUUGCCGUGUUUGCCUCCCGUGCGGGCCCUGGAGUGUGCUGGCACCCAUCCUGCUUUGUCUGCUUCACGUGUAACGAGCUGCUGGUCGACCUCAUCUAUUUUUAUCAGGAUGGAAAAAUUCACUGUGGCAGGCACCAUGCGGAGUUACUCAAACCACGGUGCUCAGCAUGUGAUGAGAUCAUUUUUGCUGAUGAGUGCACAGAAGCCGAGGGUCGCCAUUGGCACAUGAAGCAUUUCUGCUGCCUCGAGUGUGAAACAGUCCUAGGAGGACAGAGAUACAUCAUGAAGGAUGGCCGUCCAUUCUGCUGCGGCUGUUUUGAGUCUCUUUAUGCAGAGUACUGUGAAACCUGCGGGGAACAUAUUGGUGUUGACCAUGCACAGAUGACCUAUGAUGGGCAGCACUGGCAUGCCACAGAAGCAUGCUUUUCCUGUGCCCAGUGUAAGGCCUCUUUGUUGGGAUGCCCCUUCCUUCCCAAACAAGGUCAGAUUUAUUGCUCAAAAACCUGCAGCCUCGGUGAAGACGUUCAUGCUUCUGAUUCUUCCGACUCUGCAUUCCAGUCGGCCCGAUCAAGAGACUCCAGAAGAAGUGUUCGAAUGGGCAAAAGCAGUCGGUCAGCGGAUCAGUGCAGACAAUCUCUCCUCUUGUCUCCUGCUCUGAACUACAAGUUCCCUGGUCUUUCCGGCAAUGCUGAUGAUACCCUUUCCCGGAAGCUGGAUGACCUGAGUCUCUCCAGGCAAGGAGCAAGUUUUGCCAAUGAAGAAUUUUGGAAAGGCAGAAUAGAGCACGAGACCCCUGAAGACCCUGAAGAAUGGGCUGAGCAUGAAGAUUACAUGACACAGCUCCUUCUCAAGUUCGGUGAUAAAAGCCUCUUUCAGCAGCAGCCCAGUGAGAUUGAUAUUAGAGCCAGUGAGCACUGGAUAUCUGAUAACAUGGUGAAAAACAAGACCGAGUUAAAGCAAAAUCAUCAAAGUCUUGCCAGUAAAAAAUACCAAUCUGAUAUGUAUUGGGCCCAGUCCCAAGAUGGACUGGGUGAUUCUGCUUAUGGGAGCCACCCGGGUCCUGCAAGCAGUAGGAGACUCCAGGAACUGGACCUGGACCACGGUGCUUCAGGAUAUAAUCAUGAUCAAACACAAUGGUAUGAAGAUUCCCUGGAGUGUUUGUCAGACUUGAAACCAGAGCAAAGUGUUCGGGAUUCUAUGGAUUCUUUGGCUUUGUCUAAUAUCACAGGGGCUUCAGUGGAUGGAGAAAGCAAGCCUAGGCCAUCACUAUAUUCUCUACAAAACUUUGAGGAGAUGGAGGCAGAUGACUGUGAGAAGAUGAGCAAUAUGGGAACUCUGAACUCUUCCAUGCUACAUAGGAGUGCAGAGUCCUUAAAAAGUCUGAGUUCAGAGUUGUGUCCAGAAAAAAUCAUGCCUGAAGAGAAGCCAGUACAUCUGCCAGUGCUCAGAAGAUCCAAGUCUCAAUCCAGACCACAGCAGGUCAAGUUUUCAGAUGACGUCAUUGACAAUGGAAGCUAUGACAACAUUGAAAUCCGGCAGCCUCCAAUGAGUGAGAGGACUCGGAGGCGCGUCUACCAUUUUGAAGAGAGGGGAUCCAGAUCCCACCACCAUCGCCGCAGGAGAAGUAGAAAGUCUCGCUCUGACAAUGCCCUGAAUCUUGUCACAGAAAGAAAAUAUUCACCCAAAGAUAGACUGCGGCUUUACACCCCUGAUAACUAUGAGAAAUUUAUACAGAAUAAAAGUGCCCGGGAGAUCCAAGCAUACAUCCAAAAUGCUGAUCUCUAUGGACAGUAUGCCCAUGCCACAUCUGAUUACGCCCUGCAGAACCCAGGAAUGAACAGGUUUCUGGGACUCUAUGGUGAAGAUGAUGAUUCCUGGUGUUCUUCCUCCUCUUCCUCCUCUGACUCAGAAGAAGAAGGGUAUUUUCUUGGACAACCAAUCCCUCAACCCCGGCCACAGAGAUUCACCUACUACACAGAUGACCUUUCUAGUCCAACUUCUGCACUUCCUACCCCUCAGUUUGGUCAGAGGACCACUAAAUCCAAGAAGAAAAAGGGACACAAGGGCAAAAACUGUAUCAUUUCUUAACUGAGUAGCUGUGGAGAUCAGUUGUUUAAAACUUAGCCAUUAACCAUUGGAAUCUUACCUUUUUUUCUUCCAUAGGAAAGUUGCUCAAAUAGUUAAAAGUGCUUUCUAUGCCCAUGUACAUGAGAACCCUACUGCUGUUUACAGUGCCAGAUUAACAGUUGAAAGGUGUGAUUUCUCCAGUUUACCCUCCUUGGAUGGUGUCAGGUUAACGUGACAUGUGACAUCCGGUGCCUAUGGCAGGUGCAUUACAGUUUCAAAUAGCUGCUUUGGUCUCUAAUCCACAAGAGAAUACUCAAACUCUCGUGAGGUGAUUGGAUGGGGGUGUCCAUUUUAGAAGAUGGAGAACUCCAGCCACCUUGUAAAGCAAUAGUGUUUGUCUUUAUGUAUGUCAGGUUGGCUCAGGUCCUGACCGGUCUGUCUUGUUGUGAGGCAUGCACUUGUCACAGUGACCUAGCUAAUACUGUGCAUCCUAUUGUGUGAGGCCAACUUGUCCCCUUUCAGCCCUUAUUAGCCAGGUACACAUUGUAUUGUAUUAGCUCCAGCUACAGAUUAAAAAAGAAAAUUGCUAUUUAUAAUGUAGUAUUUCAUAGACAUAAGUGUAUUCCUAAUUUAACGGUGCAAAUAUUAAUGUAUAUACUGUACAGUUCAGAUUUUAAAGCUGAUAUUUUUAUAUCCCUGAAUUGCAAGAUGUUUGUUACACUGCAGUGCUAGAUUUGUUAGGGAACCAGAAAUAGCAUUUAUGGAUGAAAUGAUUGCUUGUAUUUUAGUCAGGGUUUAUAAGUUUUAGAUGGUUAAAUUUAUAUUGCCUAGUGAUGGAAAGUUUAAUUUUUUUUGAUUUUUCAAUAUUAAAAAGGCUCUGUAUGCAUGGUGGGGCUAUGUAAAUAGUCUUUAAAACUAUGGCCCUAUUAAUCUUACGAGUGUUAUUUAUGGGUCAAGCAAUGUAAACUGUAUAAACAUAUAAACAAACAAAAAACCUACACAUACCCCUGGAAUAUAUGGUAAAAACAAGUAAAUGCUGUCUGGGUGAAUGUUUUUCCCUGAGGGUGAGGUAGGGUGCCUUUCCCAUUCUUGGCCAGGUGAUGAUUAUCUCAUGAGAAGAGUCCAGAACUACAAAGAUCGGCUUUUCCUGGCAGAGGUCUUUGUAGAUUUGUUAUUUGAAGAGAGGUGACUCCUUUUUAUCCUUCCCCUCCAGCUAACUUGUUGGCCUUUAAAAGUGAUUUUGAAAACUGGGACUUUUAGUUGUUUUCUUUUAAAAUCUUUUAGAGGAUGCUGUGACACUGAAUACUUCAAGUUCAUAUGAGGUUCUAGUUCAAGGGAAUAUUAUGUUGGAUUUGAACUAACGAGUGAAUAUUUUGAUAUGUGCCAUUCUUACAUAUACAUCUCAGUCUAAUUAAAGGUCCUGGUGGCAUCUGGGGCCUUUUAGGGAGGUAUUUAAUAAAUGCUUAAUAAAUAACAAACUACCUUUCUGAAUACAAGUCUUUGUAAACAUCCAGAUAACUUCUACUUGGGUCCUGUGUUCCAAUUUGUCUUUUUCUGCAGUCCUCCUAUAAUUAGCAGACCUCCAUUUGACUUAAGCAUAUCCACAUGUCCUCAUUAGCAGGUAGGAGAUAAGACUUGGGACACAAAAACAUAUCUUUCCAUAUUUAUCAGAGUUGGGAAAGAGGCCGUUAGGCCUUGAGGAGCCAGACAAAAAUCCAACAGGUAAACCAGUGGGGUGACAGACUCCCCGUGCCCUUGCUGGAUUGGACAAACUUUGUAUCUAGACAUGGAAGACUUCCUUCAGAAUAGCACCAAUGGGAAGAGACCCCUCUAUUCAGCUUAAAAAAAAAAAAAAAAAAAAAAAAAAGCUUCAAAUAGGACAAAAGACAUGAAGCUUCUUCCCAUUUCUCAUCCCCUCAAGUAACCACUAUUACCCAGUUCUAAUGGAGCCCUUCAAUGUCAAAGCACAUUUAUGUAAGUGUCUCUCUUUGAAAUGGUAUUUGGGGAUGGGGGUGUAGCUAGUGGUAGAACACAUGUAUGUGCCCGGCCUGUGUUCAAAGUAGCAAACCAUACACACCGACUUGCUUUUAUUUUUUAUAGUGCAUACAGGUCUACCUCAUUCUUUAAGUGGCUGCUUAAUAUUCUAAUUUUAGAUAUGCCAUGAUUUAACCAGUCCUUUGGUGAGGGACUUGAAUUGCCGCAUACAUACCUUAUCCUGCAGUGGCACAUGUGUGCACAUAACUUGAAAGCAGCAUAAUUACCAGGAUGGAGGUUAUAUAUAAAACUUGGAUACAUUCUGCCAAUUUUCCUCUAAAAGAAACACCUGAGUUAUACUUACAUAAUGUAUUAUCUGAUCACAACCCGACAUAAUAAAUUAGCAGAUUUCUGAGUUUUGAAGAAAUUCUUACAACCUCUGCUACAGCAAGUAUCCUUUCAGGAAAGACUAAGGCAAUAUGUUAUAGCAGAUGACAUGUAGCCCAAAAACAUGCAGGUAUGAACUGAAGGCACCACCCUAAGCAGUUUUCAAGUUCAUUCUUGACAGGUUAGUUUCGCCCUAAUUUUCCUUAUUGUAAGGGUUAUAUAGAUUUCCAAAGGUUUAAGGAAAUAAAGAAAUAUUUGUUCACAAUGGUAGCAUAACCUUCUUGUUUUUAAGUCCCUAUUAGUAAAACAAAAGACUGUCUACAAAGGCAGAAAGGAAAACAACUGCCUUGCAAUUUUGUAAAACUGUAGUUGCUAAAAGGUGUGAAUAGAUCAAGUUAAUUGGAACUUAAAGUAUCUUGGUCAGUCACUAAAUUUCAAAACUUGAUCCAAGACAAAUAUCGAAUGUUAAAAUUCUACCUCUGAUCACACAUGGGGAAGCAGAAUCUCAAGGGCUGUCACUGCAGAACACCACUGGAGGUCCCAGAAAGGGUACUGGCAGAAAGUCCACAGCAACUCGCUUUCCACUCUCAUUAAAAGAAAAUGAUUCCAUGUAGGUAAGCACGUGCUAUUCUCCACAUUUUGCUCUCUAGUCCCCGAGUUAAGUCAAAAGUGCCAGAAGUGAAAGAAGUCGUUUGCUGUCCAACCCUCUCGCUUGGAUACCAAGCAUGGGCCUUAAAAUGAUAAAACUAGAAUGUGUAUCAAGACUGCUAGAUCUCCAUGUGUGGACUCUUGACUACCACUGUGGAAAGAACCAGUGUUGCCAGACCAUUCACUUUUUCAAAAGAAACCAGGAAUCUGAAGUUUUGUGAAACCUCCCAGCUUUUAAAUGCUAACAACCAACUCAAAACAUUUCUGAAACACUGCUGAACAGAAUGAGCCUGCCAUCGCCAGUCUCCAACCUCUGAAUCAUAAAUUCAGGGGUCUAAAACAGAGUCCUCUGUGCUUAGAGCUGUCUAGGAAGGCAAAAAUAAUCACUGUUUAUAGAAACACAUGUGUCCCUUUUUUGGAUACAUAAGAAAAAUGAUUGGUAUCUGAAAAAAUAAAAAACUCUUAAGAGCCUCAUUAUCAAUUCAAUGCUAGUCAAACAAUUAUGAUAAAAAUCCUUUUUAAUGAAAAAAAUCACUAAUUGCCAAGAUAAUCUAAAUCCACUAAUUGCCAAGCCAUUCACUGGGAUGAUUAGAAGGCAUGCUGUACAGUCAUGUAGUAGGUUUCCUGUAAACUCUAAAUAUAUUAGAAAUACUUCUAGGCAAACUGGACCCAGGAGCAGGAAUAACUGAAUUUUGCACCUCUGAGCUUACAUUUUGCCAGUGUCAUAGAAUUACAAACUGGGAGAAUAUUUAAGACUUUCAAAAUGUAGAAAAACAGGACAUCAGGUAUAUGCAUAGACUUAGUCACAGGAUUAGAACCAACUUAUUCUGUUGCUCCAUCUAGCUAUCUAGCUAGCCAAAUAUAACUUUCAGGGAUCAAUUUUAGCCAUAACUUUUCUUUUUGCAAAAGAAAAUUUUGCGCCUCUAUUACUGUAUAUAUACAACAUGUUGUUAUGCCAUGCCAACUUUUAAAAGAACUUACAACCCACUCUCUGAAUGCACUUGAUUCUGAAGUGGAAAGUACCAUUAAGAAUAAAAACUAUUUGCCUUAAUACUAGUAAUUUCAGCAUUUUUAGAUAACUGAAUCGAGCAAGUGAUGU